Molecule: messenger RNA, 597 nt
Organism: Alternaria hordeiaustralica
Lineage: Eukaryota; Fungi; Ascomycota; Dothideomycetes; Pleosporales; Pleosporaceae
Exons: 2
Coding region: 1-597 (198 amino acids)
Source: RefSeq, a predicted model, not a curated record
AUGCCCAAAGAGAGCCUGUCCGCCCGCGAGAUCGAGGUCCUCGCCCUCGCAUGGCAGUGCGUCGAUCCACAGCCCAAGGUCGAUAUGGUCAAGCUCGCCGCCCUCACAGGCUACACCCCGGGCAGCGCAUCAGUCACUUUCGGCAACAUCAAACGCAAGCUCAAGAACAUGGCCGCCGGUGCCUCCGAGGACAGUCCUGCCACACCCGCCGCAAAGUCACGUUCCGGUGGCCGUGCCAGAGCUACUGCUACCUCCACUCCCAAAAAGCGAGGCGCGACUGCCGCUCCCACCUCAGCUUCCAAGCGCUCUAAGAAGGGUGCCGCUGCCCGCGAGACUACUUCCUCUGCCUCCGACGGCAACAACGACGACGAUGAUGACGACGACUUCGGCCUCAACGGUCCCAAAGUCAAGAAGGAAGAGCCUGCCUUUGACGACGGCUUCGAUCUCGUUGAGGAAGACGUCUCCAGUCGCGAUGCCAGCAUGAGCUACGGUUUCCUCGAUGGCAUUGAGACCUUUGGCGGUGGUGGUGCUGCUAAGGGAUCUGGUCGGAAUGCGUCUAACGGGUACCGUACGGUACAGUUGGAGGAGGAUGAGUAG